Molecule: messenger RNA, 5760 nt
Organism: Macrobrachium nipponense
Lineage: Eukaryota; Metazoa; Arthropoda; Malacostraca; Decapoda; Palaemonidae
Product: zinc finger and BTB domain-containing protein 11-like
Exons: 3
Coding region: 567-3917 (1116 amino acids)
Biological process (GO): regulation of transcription by RNA polymerase II
Cellular component (GO): nucleoplasm
Molecular function (GO): DNA-binding transcription repressor activity, RNA polymerase II-specific; RNA polymerase II cis-regulatory region sequence-specific DNA binding
Source: RefSeq, a predicted model, not a curated record
CACACUCCCACGGUGCGCCGGAUGCCAUUCGAGUUAUCUGUCCUUAACGGAUUCCUUGCCUUCUUCCUCCUCCUCUGUCCUCACGAUUUUGUCUGCCGAGAUUGAGGCCUGCAGUCUUUCAUCUAAUCGAUACUUACGUCAACUCGUGCAACGUUACUUGGGAUACGGCUUGAGAGAGAAAACGAGUCCUUUAGAGCGGAGCACGCGCAAAGCAGACGACGCUAUUUCUGGCGAGCUCUGUCACUCGAGUGUGCGGGAAUUUGACCCUUGUGACACUCCCGCCCUUGAAUCAUUCUAGCGGACCCUGCUAUUCUCAGUGGAGUCAGACAAGGGGGGGAUCACUACAGCUGCGAGGCUCCGUCAGGAGAUGACAAGACAUCGAUGAUGGAGAAACUAGUGCCAUGCAGAUAAUGCUGCCAUGAACUAAGUGCAGUUCUGUGGUUUCAUCUUUCUAGUCAUCACAAUAGCCAUAUUGUGUUUGUGGGCGAAAAAGUGGUCCUUUGACAAUUUUGCACAAUGACUUGAAUACUCAUUUAUUAUCAUUCUUGGAAUGGACCAUUCUCAGUAUGCCCAGUAAGUCAUCUUCUAAUUUUUAUUUACAUAAAUUAAGGGGCUUCCAUUUGAAACGUCUGAAAAGACAGAAGAGGCAAGCCAGUACUUCCUUGAAAUUUGUGAAUUCUUCCAUUCCUUCUCUGCAGACAUCAGGUACAAUACUGUUGGAAACAAAAGAAAGUUCACCUGAUCUAUGCCACGUCCGGAGUUCAGCUUCUGUUGUGAAGAGGUAUAAGGAAAUCAAACCAAAAAACAUUACAACACACACUCUGAAGUUACAAGAUGGGAGGCCUCUGAUGAACACCUCAAACAGUGAUGUAAAAGAAGUUGGGAAAAUAAGUGGAAGUUCUAAAAAUUACUUUAGACACUUUUGUACAUCUUCAGUCAAACACCUGGCACAAAGAAGUUUACUUAAAAGCAGGUUGUUACUCAGUCGAAAGAGAGCAAACCUGCCUGACUUUGAAACAAGAGGUUCUGAUGAAGGAAAAAUAACUGAAAGGAAAAUUGUAUCACUACCUAAUAAUUUAACAGUAGAGGCUAUUCAUUAUAAAUGUAAAAUUUUACAACUCCACGAUACCAAGUGUAAUUGUUCAACCCCAAGACUCCACAUUUACCUUACUACCAAUCAUAGGUGUGGUGACAAGUGUUCUGCAGAAUCAUACCAAUAUUCAGAUAAUAUUUCCUCCAAUUCUCCCGCAGACAUUCCUAGAAACAAGUAUAUUUUUGCAGUCAUGACGGGGAAAUCGAAAGCAAAAGGGCAGCUAAAGAAAAUAACUUCAGAUCAGAAAGUGAGAAAAACUCCCAGGAAGAAAGGUGUUAAAUCUUUAACCAACACCUCAACUUUCAACAACAAACCACAAGGUAGAAGAAAGAGUCUCAUGACUAUAAGAAAUGAAGAACCUGAAUCUGAACUGUUAGGUGAAGAAUGUGAGUCUUUGCCCACGAUAAUGAGUACUCUAUCUGGUGAUGUUGAAUACAUUGUUCUUGAUGACAACACUUUUAAUCUAAAUGCAAAUAUGACUAAUACAUCACAAGGAAAAGAUGAUCCAAGAAGUUCCAAUGCAGUUGAAGGGGAUGUUAAACCAGAGAUUCAAAGUUUAGUAAAUGCACAAACUCAAAAAGAAGGGAGAUCCUGGGAGGACAUACUUGAACGAUGUUUAUCAGAAGUCAGCUACCAGUCUGGUAGAUAUAAAGGUGGUUUAAAUCAGCUCCAGGACAAUAAAAUAAAGAGCGAACCAGCGGAAGAGGGAACUACAACUAAAAACACAGAAGCAUCAAGUAGCCUUGCAGAAGUAUGUACAAAUCACUGUCCUUCUAUUCGGGAUAUAUUUGGGGAUGUCAACAUCAAAGAUGAACCAGUUGAUAACAUUGAUGAAAAUGACAUGUCAGUUGAAGCCUUCAGUCAAGAAAUAAUGAGGCUUACAGAUGCUGAAAAAAGUGGAAAUGGUAAUUCUUGGUCUGUUGAUAAAAGUAUUUCAUUAGAUCAGGAAAUAUCAUCAAACAAAGGACUUUUUGCUGGACUUCUCAAGGAAGAAAUAAAAGUAACCAAAGAUGAAAGUAAGGAAGAAAAUAAGUCUAUUACAGAAGUGCAUAUUAAAGAAGAAAAUGAUACAAAUAAGGAAUCAAAAGAUAAUGAUGGUGAUGAUGAUUACAGUUCAGAUAGUUCCCUCGGUCCACUUCAAAUAGACGAAGGAGAACAGCCUCCAGCUGAAGAAGAAGCUGUUAAUGUUCCUGUGAUGCCUACUCCUGCUACAAGUCUAAUAUUGCCAAGUGUAAACAUAAUAAGUCCAUUUAAGAUAAAAAUCUUUUUUGGCACUCCUCACCGCGUCCAUCUUGAAAAACCUCAUGAGUUGUUUGAAGCUGCUACUGUUAGCGCACCUGUUACUGGAGCAAGUCCAAUCCAAAACAGUGUAGUUUCAAAUAAAAGCAGUGAAAAGAAACCCAAUGUAAUGGAGGAAGAAGAUUCUGAAACAGACUCCUCACAAGCACUAGUCCAAAGUGAGCCAACACCAAUGCCAAGCCUGACCUGUGCAUAUUGUCAAACAGUGUGUUCUGAUAUCAAAGCAUUAGCAAAACAUUUUGAAGACCAUCAGAGGGAUGGGCUUAUUAUUUGUUAUUUUUGUCAAAAAAGUUUUGGAGAUAAAACAAGCAUGAAGCGACACAUGAGAACUCACACAGGAGAAAAGCCUUACCAAUGUAAGGUGUGUGGAAAAAGAUUCAGUCUUCCAGGUAACUUUAAAAAGCACAGAGAUAUACAUGAAGACAUACGAACUGAACCUUGUGAGGUUUGUGGGAAAACUUUUCGGCGGAAAGAGCACCUCAAAUAUCACAUGAGGACUCACACGGGAGAAAAGCCCUAUACCUGUGGUGAAUGUGGGACUUCCUUUACAGCCAGGUAUUCUUUGCAAAUCCAUAUGAACAUUCACUUGGGAAAGAAACCUUACAAAUGUACUUAUUGCACCAAAGCCUUUUCAGACAAAUCCACAAUGCGUAAACAUGUUCGUGUCCAUACAGGUGAAAAACCGUUUCACUGUGAAAUGUGUGGUAGAUGUUUCGGGGAAUCUGGCACACUAGCAGCUCACAUGGCAACGCAUCGAACUGAAAGACCUUACAAGUGCAAGCUGUGUUCUCUAUGUUUUAAAACAACAGGAGGAUUGAGACAACAUGAAAAAAUUCAUACUGGGCUGAAACAAUAUGCUUGCAGGUUCUGUGGGGUGAAAUUUUUACAGAAAUAUAAUAUGACAAUGCAUGAACGAAUUCACACUGGAGAAAAACCCUAUUCAUGCAGCCAUUGCAGUCGAAGUUUCAGAAGCCGAUCAUGUUUGGCUAAACAUGUUGUACUGCACGGGGGAGAAGAAGAAAGACGUUACGAGUGUGAACAUUGCAACAGUCGGUUUUAUCGCAAAGCUCACCUCAGAAGACAUAUAGACACACAUUUAGGGAUUAAAAAUUAUGAAUGUGAUAUCUGUUCAAAGAAAUUCUGUACACGAAUUAGUCUUGUAAAUCAUCUGAAGACCUUCCAUGCCCAAGGUGCUAGGAGAUUUCCUUGUACCUGGUGCGGGAGAGUAUUCAAAAGGCAAGUUUAUGUUCAUACUCAUGAGUGUAUAAGAGACCCAGAGAAAGUGGAGCAAUACAAGAAUGAAAUGAGAGCUGCCGCUGCAGCUGCAGCAGCAGGUGACAACACCCAAUCUAAAGAUGACAAAAAUGAAAAUUCCAGUGAUAGUACAGAUUACUCAAACAUAGAUAUAAAGAGUGAGCCAGAGGAGCUUGUGGAAGAAGUAAGUGGCUUAGGAUCAAUUGAGAGUGUCAUUGGUAAUGCAAACUUUGAUGCUCCACCAGAUUUGAAAACAGAAGAUCCGUCUUGAGCCCUUAAAAAGGGAAAUGUGAUAGCACCCUAAAUUUUACAGGUUAGGUCAAAUGGUAAAUUUUUUUAAUUGGAUGAAAGGUACGCAUUUACAGUAUUACAAUUCUCUCUAGUCCUGGUGUUGUGCAGCUGUACAGUCGCCUAUUUUAGUCUCUAGGGUAUUCAUAAUGAAGUCAUACAUAAUGUAAGAUGAUCUCAAAGGUAUUUUAAACAAGAUUUUGCUCAUUUCUGUUCCAAUGUUUUCAUUGAACUGAAUACUUCUGUACAGGCAUCAUUACUGUACUGCCAAUGUAUUGGCCUUGCAAAUGAAGGCAAAUUAUAAGUUGGCUUUGUACCUGUUACCUUACUGGUUUACAGAUAUGAUUUAGCAUAAUUAAUGUGCCAUUAUAAUUUUGAUUAUACAGGCAGUCCACGGUUAUCGGCAAACACGGUUAAUGGCGAUCCGGUUUUAUGGCACUUGCCUUGCGCCAUAAAAUCUGUGAUUUAUGGCGUCAUAACGCUCCGAGUUCCGGUUAUCGGUCCCAUAAGGGGCUGAUAACAUACCUGACAGAGGUUCAAUUAACCGAUUAUCAGUGCCAUAAAUCGCUGAGUUUCAGUAAAUGGCAGUUUUUGCUUAUCAGCACCCGGCCAAGAACGAACCCCCCCCCCCCCACCCCCCCCCCCCCCCCCCCCCCCCUCGAUAACCGGGGAACUGCCUGUAUUUACAUACUAAAAUUCUUCAUCUCACAGCUUUCUUAUAUUUUGAUACACUUUUUCCAUGGUACUAUUACAUCUAUUUCCACAUGCAAACUGGGUAUUACUACUUAUGACAUAAAUCUCAUAUAAGGAUCUAGUCAUUCUUUUCUUAUUUAUUACUAAUUUAUUUUGUAUUUAUGUGAAUAAAAUGUAAGGCAAGACCCAUGACUUUGUUUUACUAGUAAGCACAAAAAGGUGAAAGUGUAUAAAACACCAAUUUUUAUUAGAACUGGUUAUUUCCAUAUUCACCUAACAUUUAUGUAAGUUUUUAUGCCAUGGCUUGUUUGGUAGGUAUGAAAAAGAAAAUGAAAUAUAGGGGUUUUACAUGGUUUACAGGGAUGUAUCAACUUCAAAUGUUAGUAAAAACAUUACCUAUUUCUUCUGUGGAUUUAUAUAACAUUUUCUGUAUGGAAACCACUAGGUUGUUCCACUUACCUGCUAUUCGAGAUGUAACUCAAAGGACCAAUUGACCUUCUGUAUGAAAAUCAUAUCCUUUUGUAUGGUUGGAAAAAAAAAAAGGAAUUAAAUACACAUGCUGGAGAGUAAUAUUUUGACCACCUCAGUUGAGAAACCAAUUUUCUCUUCAGCUUUUUACCUGCAUAAGAAAAUGAAAAAUGUCUAAUGUGUCAGCUCUGCUUGGGAAAACACAUGUUCAUUGCUGUUCAGCUAUGGUAACAAAAGAUACUACUAUUAGGUAAAUGACUGCCAGAUGAAUGUACUAUGCUGAGUAUGUACAAUGCAUAAUGUACUUUAUGUAUAUGUACACUACUGCAACAUUCUUCCUUUAAUAAGAUCAUCCACCGUGCAAACUAAAGGCAUUGUUUCUCCUUUGUCAAAUACAUAAGUGAACAUUUGCAUACAUUCAAUAAACAAAAUCAGGGAUUUUGUUCCGUACGAGAAAAAAAAAUGCAAGAAACAACACUGCUGAAACAUUACCAUAACCAGUAAAACUAUACUGUAAGGCAAAGCAAAGCAGAGUACAGUAAACUGUAACAUUGCCCAGUUCUUUAAGUUGCCUGUUAUUAUUUAUACCUAUUUGUUUGUUUGUGUGGUGUUUUUACGUUGCAUGGAACCAGUGGUUAUUCAGCAACGGGACCCCGAACCAUGUC